This is a messenger RNA of Leucoraja erinaceus (little skate), 5373 nucleotides long. RefSeq names its product thioredoxin-related transmembrane protein 4 (gene tmx4). The record is from RefSeq and is a predicted model, not a curated record. NCBI's taxonomy places the organism in Eukaryota, Metazoa, Chordata, Chondrichthyes, Rajiformes, Rajidae. The transcript has 8 exons. Bases 158 to 1087 code for a protein of 309 amino acids.
GUGCGGCAGCGACGAUACAGGCGGUAGUUGGUGGGAGCGCGAACGGAGUUUGAAAUAGAGGCGGCUGGUUUAUUUAUUUUUUUAAAAACCAGCUUCUUUUGAAAACCCGGUGCAUUUAAGGUUUUGGAGGGGGGAAGAGGCAACAACAACAACAAAAAUGGUGUGUUGCAGGGUGCAAUCGGCCUGGAUUUGGAGCCUGUGGCUGGUGAUGGCCCAGUCUGCCCGCUGCACGGCAGAGCAGGGAGGCAGAGCCGAGCUGACAGCCGAGCCUGCGGUCGAGCCGCUGGGCGACACCAACUGGACGCUGAUCCUGAGCGGAGAGUGGAUGCUGCAGUUCCAUGCACCCUGGUGUCCCGCCUGCAAACAGAUCCAGGUUGACUGGGAAGAUCUCGGGAAGGCCCGCGGGGAACUUGGCAUCCACGUCGGAAAGGUGGACGUGACCCGAGAACCAGGUUUGAGUGGUCGUUUUUUUGUGACGACUCUGCCAACCAUUUAUCAUGCCAAGGAAGGUGUUUUCCGCAAGUACCACGGCGCCCGGAUGCUGGAGGACUUCCAUAGUUUCGUGAAGGAGAAGAAGUGGGAGGCUGUGGAGUCGAUCAGUGGAUGGAAAUCACCAUCUUCCAUUGUGAUGUCCGGAAUGGCGGGACUUUUCCGGCUCUCCGUAUGGAUCAGACAAAUGCAUAGUUAUCUGACUGAGACAAUGGGAAUUCCAGUCUGGGGCUCCUAUAUCAUCUUUGCUUUGGCAACUCUCGUGGUGGGUCUCAUUCUGGGCCUGAUUUUGGUCUUAAUUGCUGAUUGUAUAUGUCCUCCCAAGCGCCACGAGAGCAGCGAAGUAUCAGAGGUUUUCGAGGUAGAAAACGAAGCGGAGGAGGAAGAGGACGAGGAGGAAGGGGAGAAGAAGGUUCCGGAAGCUCCCGGUUGGGAAGCGGAUGGCUCGGAGGCGGAGGAUGAGACGGAGGCCUUUGACGAUUCCCCGGUUGAGGGUGACCAUGGCAACAGUGAGCAUGAAGACGAGUUGGAGCCACAGCCUUCCAGCAGCGAGACGGAUGGUGCGGUCAGAAAGAGAAUACUGAAGGAAGACUCCUAAACGAACAUCACCCAUUGGAACCUGGACCAAAGCAAUGUGCUUCUGGGGAUUUUCUGCCCCACACUUUUGAACUUAAAAUCUUUUUUUUAGCUUGUUUUGAAUUCGAAAUUAUUUUUUUUUCUCCCAUUUCUGAAUUUAUUGGCUGUGACAACCUGAGGUCAAAUUUCAAUUUGCUGGACAUGCCUGUAAAAAAAUAAUCGUAAAAAAAAAAAAUUUCAAAAAAAUAAUCUUACAAAAAAAAAUGCUUCAAAAAAAAAUAAUUAUACAAAAAAAACGCUUUAAAAAAAAAAAACGCUUGACGAAUACUCCCGAACGAAAGGGGCGGCAUUUGAACGAAUGGAUGAAUGAGUGAAUGAUACGUUAUUAUCACGUGACGAGUCGCAGCGAGAUUCUUUGUUUUGCGUGCCCAAGGUAUGCAAAGAACCGCCACCUAAAGAGCGGAGAGAAAUGUCACAAAGUAUUCGAUUUUAGCGCAAAGUUGGGGUAUUUGGGGUCCCCGUUUAAUUCUGGGCAGACCCUCAACGCCGGGUCCUCUUUAGUGCUCGGCGGUCCUCCUCGAUGCUGGCUCCCCAUUUGUUCUCCCUCUCCACACACUGUGUCCUCCUUUAUUCUCCUUCUCCACGGUUCCCCCACGCUGGGUCUUCCUCUGUUCUCAGCGGAGUGAAGCAGUCCGGCCAAACUCUGCGGCACCCACCGCCAACACGACCUCAUGAGGGGUAGAAUCAGGCCAGUCGGUCAGCCAAGUCUACUCCGCCAUUUAAUCCUGGCUGAUCUAUCUCUCCCUCCUAACCCCAUUCUCCUGCCUUCUCCCCAUGACCUCUGACACCCGUACUAAUCGACCUCGGCUAGCCGACCCCUUGCGCGACCUCGACUGCAGGCAUUUGUUCAGUAAGUAAGCUUUACCUGCCCCACCGCACGUGUGCAAAUGGAGGUUAUCUUCAAAACAAAUAACAUGUUUGCCGACAGUAUACACAGGCAUUGCCUUGCCUCACCUCACCCAGGCAUAUCCUGCGCUUCCUGUACACCCUUUUGCAGCGCGCAUCUUAAUAGGAAUUCUGUCUUUAGGUAGCGUCAUGGAUACAUACAGGGUGGAAACAGGCCCCUUCGGCCCAACUUGCCCACGCCGGCCAACAGCCCCAUCUAUGCUAGUCCCAUCUGCCUGCGUUUGGCCCAUAUCCCUCUAAACCUGUCCUAUCCAUGUACCUGUCUAUCUUGCAACAAUACCUGCCUCAACCACCUCCUCCGGCAGCUCGUUCCAUACACCCACCACCCUCUGUGUGAAAAUGUUACCCCUCAGGUUCCUAGGAAAACAGCCCCCCACCUCCCCUCACCAUAGGUAGAAGUUGGAUGGUUUAAGUUUCAAAGUUUGGAAACUUUUGAAUGCUUUUGGCACCUUACACUUGGAAAAGUGAAUUCAAUGAACUCGGUAAGAUCGAGGUAAAACAGUAGGAUGGGUCUCGAACUGAAAACGUCACCUGUUCCUUCUCUCUGCCUGUCCCCGCUGAGUUACUCCAGCAUUCUGUGUCUAUCUUUGGUGUAAACCAGCAUCUGCAGUUCCUUCCAGCACAGUGAGAUUUCCAUUGAAGGGCGUAGUUCAGUUUAGUUUAUUGUCACGUGUACUGAGGUACAGUGAAAAGCUUCUGUUGCGUGCUAACUCGUGAGCAGAAAGACAAUACACGAUUACAAUCGAUCCAUUUACAGUGUAUAGAUACAUGAUAAGGGAAUCACGUUUAGUGCAAGGUAAAGCCUCAUCAAGGGAUAGUCCGAGGGUCAUCAAUGAGGUAGAUAGUAGUUCAGCACUGCUCUCUAGUUGUGGAAGGAUGAUCCAGCUGUCUGAUAGACAAUAGACAAUAGGUGCACGAGUAGGCCAUUCGGCCCUUUGAGCCAGCACCGCCAUUCACUGUGAUCAUGGCAGGACAAAGUCUGGCAAGUGAUGGGUGGAUACAGGUGAAGGGGGGGGGGGGUGAGAUUAAUUUGCAGAUGAGAAGUAAGUGACAAAUCUUAGAGGUGAAUGUGAGACAAAAGGGUGUUGGAUGAAGGGAGGAGAGGGGGAGUGAAAUGUAAAACUAGAGUGGAGGAUAGGGGUGGAAGGGAACAGGAAGACCUGCACUACUAGGCCAUUCGGCCCAUCAAGUCUACUCCGCCAUUCAAUCAUGGCUGACCUAUCUUUCCCUCUCAACUCCUGCCUUCCCCCCCAUCCACCCCCAUAACCCCUGUCAUCAGUGCUAAUCAAGAAUCUAUCUAUCUCUGCCUUAAAUAUAUAUCCAUCGACUUCACCACCACAGCCUUCUGUGGCAAUGAAUUCCACAGAUUCACCACCCUCUGACUGAAGAAAUUCUUCCUCGUCUCCUUCCAAAAGGAAAGUCCUUUAAUUCUAAGACUAUGACCUCUGGUCCAAGACUCUCCGCUGGUGGAAACCUCCUCUCCACAUCCACUAUAUUAGCCCAUGUCAUUACUUCCCAAAAGUCUGAUCAAUUUAAAGAACGUUUUUUGGUGCCUGUGUGUGUGUGUAUGUGUGGGUAGAUUUUUAACGAGGAACCGUUAAAUGAAAUGGAAUUACGUUGUUCUGAAAUGUUUCACAUUGUCUAUAUAUUUUGAGCAAUAUUCUGGCACGUUUGCAUGUGACCUGUGCGUUUGUCAGAUGGGUUUAACAAAACUUUUGCUUUUUGUACAUAAUCGGUGAGUAAUCCUCCCUCAAUAUCCUCCCUCAAUCUAACAUUGGGCUUGAAGUGUGAAGAUUUGUACUAUUUUUGUAAAGAAUCUUUCUUUCUGGGUUUGUAUUGAGGGGGGGGCAAGGAAAGCUGUAUUUUGAAAUUCCCGUUUUUUUUGUAUUUCAAGACCACAGUGUCCACAAUAUAUCACUUUUGUAAGAUGAAUGCAGAAAUACCUGUUAUAUUUUGUAUUUAUUGCUUUGCCCAUAGAUUGGCUGCACCCUUGUUUACAAGUCAUGCAGAGGUUUCUGAAAACUUUAAUAAAAAAUGAUCUGCAGAUGCUGGUUUAUACCAAAGAUGGACACAAAGUGCGUGGAGUAGCUCCACUGGGUGAAACCGUGGCACAGCGGGUAGAGUUGCUGCCUUAUGCCCCUGUCCCACUUAGGAAACCUGAACGGAAACCUCUGGAGACCUUUGCGCCCCACCCAAGGUUUGCGUGCGGUUCCCGGAGGUUUUUGUCAGUCUCCCUACCUGCUUCCACUACCUGCAACCUCCGACAACCACCUGCAACCUCCGUUCAGGUUUCCUAAGUGGGACAGGUGCAUAACAGUGCUUGCAGCGCCAGAGUUCGAUCCCGACUACGGGUGCUGUCUGUACGGAGUUUGUACGUUCUCCCCGUGACCUGCGUGGGUUUUCUCCGAGAUCUUCGGUUUCCUCCCACACUCCAAAGACGCACAGGUUUGUAGGUCAAUUGCCUUGGUAUAAAUGUAAAUUGCCCCUAGUGUGUGUGUGUGCAGGGUAGUGUUAGUGUGCGGGGAUCGAUGGUCGGUGCGGACUCGAAGGGCCUGUUUCCGUGCUGUAUCACUAAAGUAAACUCAGCAGGUCAGGCAGGAACAUGGAGAGGUGACGUUCCGGGUCGCGACUCGAGAGAAGUUUUAAAGAGUGACCCAUGAAACGUCACCUAUCCACCUUCUCCGGAGAUACUGCCUGACCCGCUGAGUAACUCCAGCGCUUUGUGUCUAUCUUCUGAAAGCUUUCGCGCCUCUGCGCUGCGAGUUACCGGGAUGAGUGCAAAGUGAAAUGAAUGGCUGCUGCUCUUAUCCAUCCACCUUGCCUUUUUUUUAAAAAACAUAAAUGUUCACAAGUUUUAUUGUUAAUGCUGUGCAAUGUUAACUUAUGAGUACCCAUGAAAGCUCAGAGGGGUGGAUGAUGCUUCUUGGUUUCCUGGUCCUCCAAAAUAUUCCAAAUGGAAUUUAAACUGGAGGUGGUGGAGGGAGGGCUGAAGCCAGAGAGGGUUAUUGGGAAGAAAGAGCUACCUUAAAUUUAGUUGCAUCUGGUUGGGGAACUAUGGUAGGGUGAAGUCUAUUCCAUGCUUUUAUUGUGCGGGGGAAGAAUGAAUUGGGCUGCGGAGCCAAGCACAUUGGAGAGGUCACGAGACCAGCAGAUGUACGGCACGGACUACUCACUCGUUAAUAUCUGUUCCCGUUACACAGCAGAAGGUAUGUAAUCACUUAAGCACGACACUUUCUGUUUGUUAAUUUUGGAACCAGAGGCAUACUUUUUACCACGCGGAUGUUAUUUCUAGUGAUCCAAUUAUUUCUGUUAUAUCUAAUAAAGGCAUGCCUUUGUACACCU